This is a messenger RNA of Trichobilharzia szidati, 1508 nucleotides long. The record is from the annotation of a GenBank genome assembly. NCBI's taxonomy places the organism in Eukaryota, Metazoa, Platyhelminthes, Trematoda, Strigeidida, Schistosomatidae.
CGAAUGCUGAACUUUUAGCCCGGAUUAAUUAAAUUUAGUGGCAUAUUUGCACGCUUUCAGUUUAUUGGUAGAUAUUUGUGCCCUUGUCAACAAUUUUCAUAGGUAUUCAUGUACUAUCAAAAUUGUCAUGCCAUUUGGUAGGAUCCAUGAGUUCCAUAACCAAUCUACUGAAGCAGAAAGCUUUCCUUAAGGUUCCCAAAUUCAGUCUAAAAACAAAACUCCGUACUUAUUUUAAACAGCUUGCUGAGGAUUAUCUCUCAUCUGGUCGCGAUACUUUACAACUUAUACGCAAGAACCCUAUACGUUCCUUUCUCUGGAGUUCUUCAAUUUUAAGUAUAUCAUAUAUUGUACACACUCGUCCAGAUAAGAAAGAUUAUUAUGCGUCACUUAUCGAAUCUGCGAUUGACCUGUGGGAAGUCCCAGACUUUAUACGCAACUCCAAAAGUACGUACUAUGUUCACAGAUGCCUUCAGUUGUAUUUCAAAGAACAGCUUAGAUAUAGUAACUUUGGUUUAUUCACUGUUAUCUGGCGUGACGAUCGCUGUCAGUCAUGUUGUCAGUACGCAGAGGUAUGCAAGUACACAUAUCCUGCUAACGGAGGUGGAAAUUUUACGGGCCUUAUUCGUUUACUCUUAUUUGAUCGACCUCAAGAGAGGGGUUGGCUACGCAUCCGAAAUAUUGUCAAUGAUCGUAUAUUGGAUUUCGGUUUCAUGGGGAAAUGGUGGCUUAUGUCACACUAUAUGGAAGACUAUGAUGUUAAUCCUGAUGAAUGGGAGAAUGUCACCCAAUUUACAUGAAAGAAAAUCACCCCGUAGUUCUCCUAAAAAGAAUGUGAAAACAAGCCAGACUUCGCGUUCAGACGUUCAAAAAUCGUCCACCGAAACUGAAAUUAACAAUGACCAAAAUAGUGAUGCUCUGUGUUUAGACAGUUCUACAAGUAACACAGAUGAAGACUGGGAAGUAUUAAAUGAAGAGAAUUUGUAUGUUGACUGCCAGGGCUUGCUCGAAGAUGAUAUCUUAACGCCAAACAGUGUUAUCCAUCUUGUUGAUCUAGAAUCAGAGAAACCUCUUAUGCAGGUUGGACCAGCAGUUUUCGAAGGACAUUAUGAAGAUGUCGUUGGCACAUAUUUGUUGUUUGAGAAUUGUAAAUCUCCACUGGACAGUACUCUGUUCACAGAAAGCGGGACAGCUACAUUUUCUAGUCGAAAAGUAAAUGAACAAACACAAAAUACAGCAAACUAUGUUACUAAAUGUUCAAAGUCACUUUUAUUUCAACGUAUUUUUCUCAAGACGAAAGCUGAAUAACACUAGCAACUUUACUUAGUAUUUCUAGUACCAAUUUUAACUCCUGAUUCUGUCUCCGUUUAUGAAUACCUAUAUUUGUGUAAUAUUAAUAUAUACGUUCACUGAUAACUUCUCUUAUUUCACUGAAAUGACGACUGACAGUUUAAAUUAAUGGAUUGUGUUUAGUAUAUAUAUGCGAAAGGUCUCACAAAAGAGAGAAAAAG